Molecule: messenger RNA, 2486 nt
Organism: Macadamia integrifolia
Lineage: Eukaryota; Viridiplantae; Streptophyta; Magnoliopsida; Proteales; Proteaceae
Exons: 19
Coding region: 1-2184 (727 amino acids)
Cellular component (GO): mitochondrion
Molecular function (GO): oxidoreductase activity; zinc ion binding
Source: RefSeq, a predicted model, not a curated record
AUGGAGGAGAUGGAAAACAUGGGGGUAAAGAUGCAGAGGGAUGGAGUUGGAAUUGGAUCUGGCUUUGGGGGAUUGAUGAAAAGAGGAAUUGGAGCCUCCAAUCUUGAGCCAUUUGAUUCUGGAUUUCUAGAAGAAAACUCUCUUUUUGGGAACUCGAUUAGAGAUGUCACCGAAGGUGGAAUGAUUCCAGGAUUUGAGAGCAGUUUUGACAUUCCUGAGCUUUUUGGAAAAGGCCAUAAGAGGAGAGGAAAAGGCCUGAACAGGCAGGCUCCAAGCUUCACAAACCGUGGGGAGGAAGUUAUGGUGGAGGUCCACAUAUCAAAGAAUUUGAAAGGUAAAGCACUUUGCCUGGCUCUUGGGAAGAAAGGCAUUUUUGUGACUGUUGUUGAUUUAUUUGAAGAAAAGGGAAAGGAAGUUGUUUCCCUUGUUGAGCAGGAGAAUGCCAAAUUCCACUCCAAAUUAAAAUUUCCUUCAUCAAUUUUUAUUCGGUGUGAUGUGACUAAUACAAGAGAUAUAGCAGCAGCUUUCGACAAGCAUUUGGUGACAUAUGGAGGGCUGGAUAUAUGUAUCAAUUCUGCUGGUAUAAUCACUCCCACAUCAUUUUAUAAAGAUGAAUCCGAUGGCAGCAAUUCAUGGAGACGUACUAUAAAUAUAAACCUAAUUGGAGUCAUUGACUGCACACGUCUUGCGAUUCGAACUAUGCAAACUGCACAGAAGCCUGGUGUAAUUAUAAAUUUAGGAUCUGCUUCAGGGCUUUAUCCAACAUUUGAUGACCCUAUUUACUCUGGUUCAAAAGGUGGUGUGGUUUUAUUUACUAGAUCACUCCUUCCUUAUAAGCGUCAAGGAAUUCGUGUCAAUGUGCUUUGCCCUGAGUUUAUUCAAACUGAAUUGGCAUCGUCAGUGGACCCUAGAGUUCUUGGUUUAGUGGGCGGAUUCUUGCCUAUGGAAAUGGUUGUGAACGGUGCUUUUGAGCUUAUAAAAGACGAGAGUAAAGCUGGUUCAUGUUUAUGGAUUACAAACCGCAGAGGAAUGGAAUAUUGGCCCACACCCAUUGAAGAAGCGAAGUAUUUAGUGAAGUCUUCAAAGUUCAAAAGAAGAUCCUUAUAUCCGAUACAAUUUAGUCUUCAAAUACCUCAGAGUUAUGAGAAACUAGUCGUUCACAAUUUGAGUCACAAUUUCCGUAGUGCAACAAAUAUUGUGUCUACACCAUUGAGAUUGCCCAUCAAACGACAUCAUGUCCUUUUGAAAAUCAUUUAUGCUGGUGUUAAUGCUAGUGAUGUUAAUUUUAGUUCUGGCCGUUAUUUUGGGGGAAAUGAGAAGGAACUGGCCUCUCGUCUUCCAUUUGAUGCUGGUUUUGAGGCUGUGGGAAUAAUUGUUGCCUUGGGGGAUUCAGUUGAUGACUUGAAAAUUGGGACUCCUGCUGCAGUUAUGACAUUUGGGAGUUACUCUGAAUUCUUCAUGGUUCCUUCGAAACAUUGUCUCCCUGUGGAAAGAGCUGAUCCGGAGGUUUUGGCCAUGCUUACUUCAGGACUUACUGCAUCAAUUGCAUUGGAGAAGGCUGCACUGAUGGAAUCAGGAAAGACAGUCCUUGUUACUGCUGCUGCAGGGGGAACAGGACAAUUUGCGGUCCAGCUUGCAAAACUAGCUGGAAAUACAGUGGUUGCAACUUGCGGAGGUAAGGAGAAGGCUGCACUAUUGAAAGAAUUGGGAGUUGAUCGUGUCAUAGAUUAUAAAGCUGAAGAUAUUAAAACAGUUCUUAAGAAGGAAUUUCCAAAAGGUGUUGACAUUAUCUAUGAAUCUGUUGGUGGCAACAUGUUUGAUCUCUGCUUGAAUGCAUUAGCAGUCUACGGCCGGCUCAUUGUGAUUGGGAUGAUUUCUCAGUACCAAGGUACACAAGGAUGGACGCCUUCAAAUUAUACUGGACUUUGUGAGAAAAUCCUUGCAAAAAGCCAGACUGUGGCUGGGUUUUUCCUGGUCCAGUAUGCUCAUCUGUGGCAAGAACAUCUGGACAGGCUUGUUCAUCUUUUCUCCAUGGGAAAGCUUAAGGUUGCUGUGGACCCAAAGAAAUUUUUGGGCCUCAAGUCUGUUGCGGAUGCGGUUGAGUAUCUGCAUUCUGGAAAAAGUGUUGGCAAGGUAGUUGUGUGCAUGGAUCCAACAUUCGGUCAACAAGUGGCAAAACUAUGAGAGUAUGUUGCCCAUCCCUCAUGGACAUAUUCCCCCCCCCCCCCUUUCUUCCUUUCCGUUUUCAAACAAGGAGCAUGUGUUCCGAUGUUCCAGAAAUUAGAAGCUUCUCUCCAAUAGAAAAUUGCCAGACAAAUUCAGAAUAAGGAAAACCAGCAGUAGUUAGCAAGAAAACCAUAUUACUGUUGAGAGUCCAGGGUAACUAGCCAUUGACAACCAAAUGUGAAAUCCUGUGUAUAUGAUCUUCAUAAUAUAUGGGUGUAUUUAAUUGCCCUAUCAAGGUUUGUUAUGCGGUUUUCUGUUAA